Messenger RNA from Hemiscyllium ocellatum (epaulette shark), 2573 nucleotides. RefSeq names its product nucleoside hydrolase-like. NCBI's taxonomy places the organism in Eukaryota, Metazoa, Chordata, Chondrichthyes, Orectolobiformes, Hemiscylliidae. The coding region runs from base 154 to 1146 and encodes 330 amino acids. Gene Ontology annotation, molecular function: hydrolase activity, hydrolyzing N-glycosyl compounds. The record is from RefSeq and is a predicted model, not a curated record. The transcript has 7 exons.
CUUCCACCAAGAGGUGGAGUUUGUCGGCUUCAUAUGCCUUUGGAGGAGCGUAUUGUGUAACAUGCAAACUAAAGGCAAAGGAACAAGUUGGUUGAGAACACGCUUGAGUGGAAAUUGAGAACUUGCUACAUUGGAAGAGCCCUGGACACAAAAAUGGAGCAAAUUACAGUACAGACGGGUUGUACAAUGGGAAAGAAGCUGUUGCUGUUAGAUGUUGACUGUGGGGUGGAUGAUGCCCAAGCGAUGAUGAUGGCUCUUGCAGCUCCUGAUGUACACAUCCUGGGUAUAACGUGUACUCACGGAAACACAAACAUUGAAAACGUUUGCAAAAAUGUGCUGCGAGUGUUACAACUUUGCAAUAGGAUGGAGAUUCCUGUAUACCGGGGUGCAGGUACCUCUCUCCUUGGAGAACGUCUCCAUGAUGCUGCUUAUCAUGGAAAGGAUGGUCUGGGUGAUGUCCCAGACCCGAAGGCUCCAGGGCUGGAACACAUCCAAGCUGAGCAUGCAGUGAAUGCCAUGAUAAGAAUAGUCAACAAGCAUGUUGGCCAGGUCUGUCUUGUUGCUGUUGGACCCCUGACCAAUGUGGCCCUGGCUGCAAAAAUGGACCCCACUUUCCCAACAAAACUGAAAUCUUUGUACAUCAUGGGAGGAAACAUGGAAGCUCGAGGGAAUGUGAGAGUCUGCAGUGAGUUUAACUUUGUUACUGACCCAGAAGCAGCUUCCAUUGUCCUCAGCCAUUUUACAUGCCCCACUCACAUUGCCACCUUGGAAUAUAGUCUCCGUCAUCGAUUACCAUGGGACUUUUUUCAUCAGUGGGUAAAUCAAAAUACUGAAAAAGCUCGAUUCAUGAAAAGUAUAACUGCACUUACUACUCAGUAUGUCAAAGAUGAUCAAGGCAACAAAGAGUUGUACUUUGGACAGGGGUUUGUGUCCUGUGAUUCCUAUGCAAUGGCUGCUGCAAUUGAUGAGUCUGUUGUCACUGAACAUGCAGUGUCUGGGGUAAGUGUGGAACUGCAUGGAUCAUUGACCAGAGGGAUGAUGGUUCUAGAUACCCUUGAUCUCCUGAAACUAAAGCACAAAGCUAUUGUUUUUCUGAAAUGUGACAUGGAAAAGUUCAAGCAGCUGUUGGUUAAUGCUGUGAAAUAGGAUGCUGCAAGCUUUUAGUGGGGAAAGAAAGGAAAAGUGAACAUAUAUUUCAUGUUGUAUUAUUUAGGAAGUAAACUCUAAUGCAAUACAAACUUAGCCAAAUUUAAACAACAUGCUGAUACAUUGCUAAUACCUUUAUCACAGUUACACUGCUUGUGUCUGCCUGGCCUCAACUCAUCUGCUAUGAAAACCUUCAUUCAUGCCAUUACCAUCUCUCAAAGUUGAUUAUUCUAAUGCUCUUCUGGUGGCAUUCCACCUUUCUUCCCAUUGUACAACUGAGGUCAUGCAAAAUUUGCUGCCUAGACCUAGCUUCCACUGAAUCCAAUUAAUGUUUACCUGUCCCCUAUCCUAUUGAGCUACAUUGGCUUUUAAUUCUUAUCUUUAAAUCUUUCCCUAUCUCUGCAACCCUGAGAUUCUCUAAUCCUUCCAUUCUAGCCACAUGUCUGCUGCCUUCCAUCACUCCAUUGUCAGCUGUAUCCUCCCUAAGCUCUGGAAUUCAACCCCUAUACCUCUCUGCCUUUCUUUUCCCUCUAAGAUGUUGUAUAAAUCCUACCAAUGUGACCAAACUUUCUGUCAGGUUUCCUAAUAUCUCCUUAUGUUGGUGUCUGAAAUAACUCAUCGAAGCCAGUGUCCCAUGACCAAGUCACCCUUUGUUUACAUGUGCACAGCACACUGGCUCUGGCCAGCCUGCCUGUUGCCAGCCCCUGAACUGAUGCUCCUGGAUUGGCCUGGGUUAAAACCCCAAUCAAGGAGCUCAUAGUCAAUGAGGUCCACCUGAUUCCAAUCACUACAGUGUCAAAUUUACUUAAUGGGGGUAUUCUAUUAAAUUCCCGAUGAAGGGCUUUUACCCAAAAUGUCAAUUUUCCUGCUCCUCAGAUGCUGCCUGACCUGCUGUGCUUUUCCAGCACCACUCUAAUCUAGACUCUGAUCUCCAGCAUCUGCAGUCCUCACGUUUGCCUUUUGCCCAGUCUUCUAUUAAAUGCCUUGGGUGCUUUACUAUUUUAAAGUCGCUUUUAUUAAUUGUUACAGCAUUAACCAGCUGAUUAUGCUUUGGCCUUAGAAAUUUGCAUUUCGAGAAAACCAUUUCGCUUUCUUUGUUUUACUAGUUAGCUGAAUUUGAUGCAAGGAUCAAUUCAGUUAUGAAAGCUAAAAUAAAAACAGUACUGGAGAAAGUCAGCAGAUCUGGCAGCAUCUGAGGGGAGUUCUUUGGGACUGAAGAAGUAAUCAUACUGGACUCAACAUUAACUCAGUGUCUCUCUUCCUAUAUACUGCUAGGUCUGCUGACUUUCUCCAGCACAUUCUGUUUAUAUUUUCAUCUCCAGCAUCUGUAAUACUUUGCUUUUAAUUGUGAAAAUUUCUAUAUUUAAUCUCAUAGAGGAAUAUGUUAUACUUUUUUAAAAAGAGCUUUGCUUUUAUUUAAUCAGAUG